Plasmodium cynomolgi strain B is the source of this 3015-nucleotide messenger RNA. Its product is annotated as phosphatidylinositol 4-kinase. Lineage: Eukaryota; Apicomplexa; Aconoidasida; Haemosporida; Plasmodiidae. Bases 1 to 3015 code for a protein of 1004 amino acids. The transcript has 2 exons. The record is from RefSeq and is a predicted model, not a curated record.
AUGGACCGCGAGACGGAUCGCAAAACAGACCAAAAAACGGACUGCGGAACGGACCGCGGAACAGACCAAAUAACGGACCGCGGAACGGACCGCGGAACGGACCACAGAACAGACCGCGAAACAAACCGCGAAACAAACCGCGAAACAGGACAGACCGGCAGGGAAGAUGCUGGCAAUGCAAACGAGGGCGCCGAGCCAAGUUACCAAUUCGCAACUGCGACAGAGUGUGACCAAAGGGAAAAAUGCACCUCCCCACCAGAAGAGAGCACAUCAUAUAGGUCUCUGUACAAACACAACUACAAAUCGCACGUAUACACGGAUGAUUUUGUUUGCCUUCGAUUAAAAGGUCGUGGAGGUGAGGUGCACGCCGAUGGGAGCAGUGAACCGCAGCAUUGUGUAGACCCGUUAAAGGGGAAUUUCCCAAUGGGUGGAUACACACAUGAUGACACACCUGUCGGAGAGCCAAGUAGGAAAAAAAGUGUCAACUUUGAGGAGGACGCUACCACAGGGAGGAACAACCUGGGCGGGGUUGCAGUCGAUAGGAUUGACCAAGCAAGCCUUCUAGGGGAAGAUGAUCAAUACGUGCAGGGAGGUGACAGAAGGGAGGACCGCCAACCGGACGAAGCGACAUACUCCCAAGCGGGGGCCCAACAUAGUUAUCACGAUAAUGAGGAGAAGAGGGAGAACUCGGACCUCUGCACGCACUCCGACGAUAAUUACACCCUUCCCGGGAGUUACAGAGGUGACUGUCACGUGAAGGAGGGGAAGCAGCAGGGGGAGAUGCAGCAGGUGGAGAAGAAGGAGCAGCCGCACGAGAGUAACCACUCCAGUGAAGACAUGCCAAGCUGGGAAGCACACAAAAUGAAGGAAAGGGAUCAGCCCACAGAAAAACAAAAUAAAAUUAAAAUUAUAGAAUUAUUUAAGAUGAAGUUGGAGAAUAAGGAGAUGAACAGGAGUAGUCACCACUUCUGUGAUGAUCCGAAGAUAAUAAACGAGCUUAAGCCUAGUGAGAGUCAGAGUCAUGUGGGAGAGGAGGACGAGGGGGUCAGUAACUCCGCUAUCCACCACAGCAGUAGUAACAGCGGAAGGGGUAGCCAACACGGCAACAGUAGCAACGAUAGGGAGAGAGCAAACAGUAAAGCGAAGGGAGCAAAGAAUGCAUUAAAGGAAGGCAGUCUGUUGAGACUGUUCAGAUGUGAAUACUUUGACACACAUCUGCACAUUAGGUAUCUGUACGACAGAAGAGAAGUAGGCGUACAUGAGUACCUAGUGAAUUCCCUCUACACUCAAAGGAAGUACGAAGACAUAUUAUUUUACCUCCCACAGCUGAGUCAGAUUUCCCUCGUCCGUUAUGAGUCUUCUUCCCUUUAUCGUUUCCUUCUGUAUAAAGCUAGCAAGGCAAUGCAUUUCGCUUUGAAGCUAAGUUGGAUCUACCACUCCAUAGUGGAGGAUAACUGUUCCAAAUAUAAAGACUUGGCUCACAAAAUGACACAAGAAAUAGAGAUGGCUGUUGUGAAUUGCAAGCCAUUUAACAGUAAAUGCACCUCGGGGAAUGAGAACAAACAGUCCUACUUGCUGAACCUAGCCCAUCCUCUUCUUUUCAAAAGGAAAUAUAUUAUCAAAAGGAUUAAAGCUAAUGAGCGGUUCCAGCAGACGAAGCUGUUUAGUAAUUGCCUGAACAGGUCAUGCAACUCGUACGUGUUGAAGGGGGGGGAGCCGGUGGGGCAGAGCGAGACGCAGAGCGAUUCCCAAAGCGCUGCUCUAAAUGCCGCUCCAAGUGCCGCCCCAAACGCCCCCCCAAGCGCCGCUCAAAAUGCCGCUCUAAAUGCCGCCCCAAGCGCCUCUCCCAUGAAGCGCCGCAAAAGGGAAGCGACGAGCACGGCCCCGCCCCCCAAGCUGCCCCAGUGCUACAUCAUCAACUCGGGAGCCCUCUCGUUAGCCAGGGCUAGAGUGAAGUUACCCAGUACUUACGCCAAGCUAGGCAACCCCCUCAGUGCAUCCAAGUUCUUCCUCCCCGAAUUUAACUGCACCUUUGAUAUGAUUGAAGAGUUACAGCAAUUUUUCAUGAAGCAAAGGAGAUGCGAUUACUUUAGUCUCCUAAAUAAUUUCAUAAAUCUAGCCAUCUCCGUUUCAAACCUCCUCUCCUCAGAACCAGACAUAGAAAUACGAAAUGAACUACUCAACCGAUUUAUAUACUCCUUAAACAGCUGGAUGCUCAUGAGGAGAUGUAUCGUUGCUGCAUGCACAAAUAUGUUUUCCAUGACAGGGUUGUGCAUUCCGUUGGAGUGUCUGUCGUCCUCUCCUCACUCCGAUCAUAGAACGGAACAGACAGCGAGUAGCAGUGGCUUGCAAAUUCUACACUUCAAUUACGAUGAAUGCAAAAUAUUUUUCUCCAAGAAGAGAGCUCCUUACCUGCUCAUGUUCGAAGUAGCCGACUUGGACGAGGAUAUUAGUCACAUUCCGGAUAGCCUGUUUUACCCCACCAAGGGGGGGAAGCAGCCCGACAAGGAGGGCCCCCACGCGGGGGGCAACGGAGCAGUCGAUGGGAUAGCGGAUGGGACAAGCGGUGGAGCGGCGGGUGAGACAGCGGAUGGGGCAACCCGUGACAUGACUGACGGGGUGACCGACGCUGUGACCAACUCCGUGACUGACGCCGCGAACGAUGACGUGUCCCUCGACGAACCGACGCGAAAACCGCAACCUCGCAGGAAGGGCCACCGGAUCGAAAAAAACUUCUGCUCGUCCAAAAACUACGGGCUCUUUAACGAGAACAGCAGCUCCUACGACUACGAGCCGCGAGGGGAGGUGUAUGAUGGGAAGAGGAAGAAGAAGAAGAAAAAAAAAAAAAAAAAGCGAAAGUGGGGAGGACGACGAGGGGGGGGGGGCACACUGGCCACAGUGAUUCAGAAGUCGAACAAGGGAAAGCUGAGAGGGGGAAGGCCGAUCGGGGGAAAGCCGAUAUGGGGAAGGCCAAGCUGGAGAAAAAAAAAAACCACGCGGACCUGGACGCCCUAA